Brassica napus (rape) is the source of this 7075-nucleotide messenger RNA. Its product is annotated as methyl-CpG-binding domain-containing protein 9-like. Gene Ontology annotation, molecular function: protein binding; DNA binding. The coding region runs from base 198 to 6728 and encodes 2176 amino acids. Lineage: Eukaryota; Viridiplantae; Streptophyta; Magnoliopsida; Brassicales; Brassicaceae. The transcript is spliced from 10 exons. The record is from RefSeq and is a predicted model, not a curated record. Gene Ontology annotation, cellular component: nucleus.
UCCAAGAUAAUUCACGUUUUCUCUCUCUCUCUCUCUCUCUCUCUCUCUCUCCAAACAAAACUUCGGGAAAAGUGGAGAGAAAAUAAAACUAAUAAGAAAAGAGCUCUUCUUCGCUCACUUUCUCGCUAAAUCUUAUUUCUUCGGGUCUUCAUCAAUGCGAGUGAGUAAUGCUCGAUUCCAAAUAACCUAAUCGCAUAAUGGAACUCACUGAUUCUUCCAAACACCAACUCGGAGCUUCCACAACCGCCGCUCUCGACGAAGAAGAUCAUCAUCCCUCUUUUCUCGGCAUCGAUCUCAACGAAAUCCCUACCGGCGCUGGUUGCACCUCUGUUCACCAUGACGACGGAGACUAUGAGCCUGUUGAAGUCGUUAGGUCGAUUCACGAUAACCCCGACCCAGCUCCCGGCGCCCCUGCCGACGUCCCUGGCCCCGAUCGGGAUGCCGCGUGCGGCGCCUGUGGAGGGCCCGAGUCGGUGGAGCUCGUAGCUGUCUGCGACGCUUGUGAGCGAGGCUUUCAUCUCUGUUGUGUUAACGAUGGAGUGGAGGCUGCUCCUUCCGCCGAUUGGAUGUGCAGAGAGUGUGUUACCGGCGGCGAGAGGAGCAAGCUUUGGCCGUUGGGGGUGAAGUCCAAGCUCAUCCUGGAUAUGAACGCCUCGCCUCCGAGUGAUGCCGAGGGAUACGGAGGCGAGGAUACGUCAGAUUCGAGACCUUGUAAACUGCUGCUGGGUCAUGUGCUUCUUUGUUUCUUCUUCUCCAGAAAGCAUAUGCUGGCCAGCAGUUCUUGCAUGGACAACUCUCUUGAGUAUUCAAUGACGCAUUCAAGCUCUUUUAAGCCUGGUAGAGGACAUGCUACUCUCGAAGCUUCAGGAAUGAUGUCUCGCAAUAUCAAAAUGAGUGUGGAUGCAUUGGAUUCGCCUUCUUUACGUUUUGGUUUUCCAUUAAGCCUGAGCAACAGUAGUUUUCCCAUUAGAUUUCCAUCCGUGGAUCCAAGCGAGCUGUUGCUGCACAAUCUCAGGCAUUUCAUAUCUGAAAGGCACGGAGUAUUAGAAGAUGGUUGGCAUGUCGAGUUUAAACAACCUUUAAAUGACUAUCAUCUAUGUGCUGUGUAUUGUGCUCCGAAUGGAAACACAUUUAGUUCAAUACAAGAUGUUGCUUGUUAUCUGGGCUUGGCAGUUAAUGAUAACUAUAGCUGUAUGGAUGCUGAAAUCAGGAAUGGUACUUCUCUUCUUCAAGAAAAAUUGCAUAUGUCCAAGAGAAGAAAGACAUCGAGAUGGCCAAACAAUGGUUUCCCCGAGCAAAAGGGUAGUUCAAGGACUGCUCAGCGCAGGCGUUUUCCAUUCUGUGGUCAGACGAGGACCACUUUCGACGUUUCACCUGGUACUCUUUUUCAGGCUGGUGAAUCGCUUAGCUCUGAGAAUAAUGGAUGCGGUUCUGAAGAAGCUAAUAAAGGACUUCCGAUGCAGUUUGGAGAUUUCUUUGUGCUGUCGCUUGGACGAAUUGACACAAGACAGUCUUACCAUAACGUCAACAUGAUUUAUCCAAUAGGAUAUAAGUCCUGCUGGCAUGAUAAGAUCACGGGGUCUUUAUUUACAUGUGAGGUGUCUGAUGGCAGUUCUGGACUUGUCUUCAAGAUUACACGGUCACCAUGCUCUAAAUCAUUUAUUCCAAUUGGAUCACUUGUCUUAUCCUGCCCAAAGAUUGAUGAAAUGGUGGAACAGAACAUUGACAACCGAAGUAAUCGUAGAGAUAGUCCUCAAGAGCAUGACGAAGACACUGUUGAGAUCCUUCUUUCAGAUCUGUCCCCACCUCUUGAAGAUGAUAUAUUGUCUUGUUUACGUGAGAAGAACUUAUCCAAGACAUUAAAGUGCCUGCGCUCGGAAGUUGGUUCUUCUCAAGUAGACUUUCAUAAAACUUCAUCCUAUAAUCAGGAGAGUGAGGUUGAUAUUGGCGAUAUAGUUGUGGAAGAAGAUUCAUUGUCUGUUGCAUGGAAAAAGGUUUCUCAAAAACUUGUUGAUGCAUGUUCCAAUGUCCUGAAGCAUAAGGGAACCAUGAACUUCCGUUGCAAGCAUGUCGACAGAGAAACAAGGGAAAUCAACUGGGAUAUGAUAAAUGAGAAAGACAGUGUAGUUUUAUAUUUGUCAAGAUUUUGCUGUUCUUUGGCUCCUCGCAUUGCUAUAUGCGGUGAAAAGGAUAAUAGCGAGAUUGCAACUCUAGUUAGUGCUUUGUCAACGUGGCUGGAUCAAAGUAGAUUUGGACUUGAUGCUGAUUUUGUACAAGAAUUGAUUGAACGUAUGCCUGGUGCCGAAUCAUGUUCAAAUUAUAGUUUUCUGAAGAGUAGAAUCUCUUCUGUAACUGUAGCAGAAGGUGCGCUAGUUGUCGAACCAAAAGGUGGAAAAAAUAUAAUGGGAGAAGUUUUUGGUGAGAUUCCUCGGAAAGCGAAGAGGCCUAAACUAAAUGGUGGUCAUGGUUUCAGAAAUCCACACCCUCCUCCCGGUAGGCCUAUGUGUCUGAGGCUUCCUCCUGGGCGUGCUGGUGACUUCCUUCAGCUAUCUGAAGUUUUCUGGCGUUUCCGUGAAAUUUUGGGUUUGGGAGAGUCUUUCUUACCUGAGAAGCUUGAAAAGGAGCUUGUCAAUCCAGUGUUCGAUGGUUUGCUUCUUGACAAAUCUGGGAAAGAAGCCAACAGAAGUGAGGUGAACCUUAGUGAUAAGGAUUGUACAGUUACUGAAAUUUUUUCUGUGUUCGAUGAUAGUCAACCCUUUUCUUCGGAAAAUACCUCUGCUUCUGUACUAAAGGAGACAAAAGUAGGAGAUUAUACGGAGUUAAACAUUUCGUAUUCCUCUCGUUGGCCGUGCUUGGGUGCACUUCUAACAAGGACUCACAUUUCGGUUCUGCAAGUGCUAAUAUGUGAGCUGCAAUCAAAGGUAGCUACAUUUGUUGAUCCAAACUUUGAUUCUGGAGACUCGCGAUCCAGACGAGGACGGAAAAAGGAUGACAGUACACUUUCUGAUAAAAGAAAUAAGCUGCAUAUGCUUCCUGUUAACGAGCUCACUUGGCCUGAAUUGGCCCGUAGGUACAUCUUGUCUCUUUUAUCAAUGGAUGGGAAUCACGAAUCAGCAGAGAUUGCUGCCCGUGAAAGUGGUAAGGUAUUCCGUUGCUUACAAGGGGAUGGUGGUUUGCUUUGUGGUUCACUUACUGGAGUGGCUGGGAUGGAAGCCGAUUCGAUGUUACUUGCAGAGGCUUCUAAAAAAAUAUUUGGUUCUUUGACAAGAGAAAAUGAUGUUAUUUAUGUGGAAGAUGAUGAUUCUGACGACCUUGGUGCUACUGAGACAAACGCUUGCAAUGGUGAUAUUCCAGAGUGGGCACUGGUACUGGAACCUGUGAGAAAACUUCCAACAAAUGUUGGGACUAGAAUCAGAAAGUGUGUCUACGAGGCUUUAGAGAGAAAUCCACCAGAGUGGGCAAAGAAGAUAUUGGAGCAUUCCAUCAGUAAAGAAGUAUAUAAAGGCAAUGCAUCCGGACCAACAAAGAAAGCUGUCCUCUCAUUGCUAGCGGAUGUUCGAGGUGGAGAUUUGGUGCAGAGUUCUGUUAAAGGAACCAGAAAGAGGACGUCCAUUGGUGUAUCUGAUGUCAUUAUGAAGAAAUGUCGUGCUGUAUUGCGUGGUGUUGCAGCUGCAGACGAGGAUAAAGUAUUUUGCACUUUACUGGGGCGAAAGUUACUGAAUUCCAGUGAUAAUGAUGAUGACGGACUCCUGGGAUCACCUGCAAUGGUUUCACGUUCCCUAGACUUCAGAACUAUAGAUUUGAGGUUGGCUACUGGUGCAUAUGACGGAUCAACUGAAGCUUUUCUUGAGGAUGUUCUUGAGCUAUGGAGUUGUAUACGUGCUAUGUAUGCAGAUCAGCCUGAUUGUUUAGAACUGGUUGAAACAUUGUCUGAAAAGUUUAAGUCAUUAUACGAAGCUGAGGUUCUACCACUUGUUCAGAAACUUAUGGACUACAGAAAAUUGGAAUGCACUGCAGAGAUGAAAAAGGAAAUUAAGGACAUAGUUGUUUCAAUAAAUAAGCUUCCAAAGGCCCCGUGGGAUGAGGGGGUGUGUAAAAUAUGUGGUGUUGACAAAGAUGAUGACAGUGUUCUCUUGUGUGAUACAUGCGAUGCGGGGUAUCACACAUAUUGUUUGAAUCCACCUCUUAUUAGAAUUCCGGAUGGAAAUUGGUAUUGUCCCUCAUGUGUAAUUGCCAAGCGCAUGGCUCAAGAUGCGUUGGAAUCUUACAAACUAGUCAGACAGCGGAAAGGUAGAAAGUAUCAGGGGGAACUUACCCGAGCUUAUAUGGAACAGACGGCUCACCUGGCAGAUGUGAUGAAAGAAAAAGACUACUGGGAGUUCAGUGCUGAGGAGAGAAUUCAGCUGCUUAAGUUUCUAUGCGAUGAACUGCUUAGCUCCUCCCUUGUUCAUCAACAUCUCGAGCAGUGUGCCGAAGCGAUAAUUGAAAUGCAGCAGAAGUUGCGCUCUCUUACCUCAGAAUGGAAAAACACGAAAAUACGGCAAGAAUUUCUGAGGGCUAAACUCGCAAAGGUUGAACCUAGUAUUCUAAAGGAAAUGGGCGAACCACAAAAUUCAAGUAGCUUUGCAGACCACAUUGGAUGUAGUCAACAACCACAAGACGGUGUUGUAGACCGGGUUACUCAUGAUGAUGACACUUCCCGUGCUACAUUUCUUAACAAUAAUCACGGAAAAGCUCAGCUUGAGACUGAUGCUCAAACCGGAGUGUCACUUGUCACUUCCAGUGAGACCAAUAUUUCCACCCGAGAAAAAGCUACCUCCCCUGGGAGGCACGAGUUGCCGAUAGAAGUAACGGAUAAUAUGUCUUGUGAAAAAGAAGAUAUUACAGAGACCUUGCGCACAUCAGCUGGAAGGAACGAUGAAACACAGUGUCUAAAACCCGAUGCAGUGGAAUUGCAGACAGCUAAUGAUGCAUCUUCUGUGGCUUCCCAAGAAUUGCAGGGUUGUCAACGGGAUUUGAAUGCCGCUAGCAAUGAAAUAGAGAAUCUGCAGCAAUCAAUAAAAAGCAUAGAAGCACAACUUCUAAGGCAAUCUAUACGAAGAGACUUUCUAGGAAGUGAUGCUAGUGGUCGUUUAUAUUGGGGUUGCAGCUUCCCAGAAGAACAUCCUCGUAUUUUGGUUGAUGGAUGCAUGUCUUUGCAGAAACCUGUACAAGUUGAUCAGACAGGUUCAAAAGUUUCCUCCCCAUUUCUCCGUGACAUUGACCAUGGAAGACUAAUGGUUUCACCCUGGACCUGUUAUCAAACUGAAGCGGAGAUCAGCGAGCUUGUCCUAUGGCUUCAUGACGACGACCUGAAAGAAAGAGACCUGAGAGAGUCUAUUUUGUGCUGGAAAAGGUUACGAUUUGGGAAUCAGCAUACGGAAAUAAAACAAGCUCAGAAUUCGUCCUCUCCAAAAUUGGCUGGGAAUCUUGUGACGAAGGCUGCCAUGUCAAUGGAGAAGAGAUAUGGUCCAUGCAUCAAACUAGAGACCGAAACCAUAAAAAAACGGGGGAAGAAGACAAAGGUUUCAGAGCAAGAGAAACUGUGUAGAUGCGAAUGCUUGGAAUCCAUUUUGCCAUCUAUGAUUCACUGCCUCAUAUGCCACAAAACAUUUGCGAGUGAUGAUGAAUUUGAGGAGCACGCCGAGAGUAAGUGUAUUCCUUAUUCAUUAGCAACUGAAGAAGGCAAGGAAAUUUAUGAUUCUUCGAAAGCAAAAGAGAGCCGGAAACCUGAUCAUCUUAGUUUAAAGUCUAACGCUGGCAAAGAAGUAGCUGAAACAUCCAAUGUUUCUGAACUUGAUUGUGGGUUGAUAAGAUAUCAGGGAGAAGAAUCUAUUUCCCCAUACCAUUUUGAGGAGAUCUGUUCUAAGUUUGUGACAAAGGAUUCUAACAGAGAUUUGGUUAAAGAGAUUGGUCUGAUCGGUUCAAAUGGAAUUCCAACAUUUCUUCCGUUGCCAUCUACUCAUCUUAACGACUCAAUGCUCAUAUCUGCCACUUCCAGCAAGCUAGAUGGUGGUGAUUCAGGGGGUCAGGUAAUUUUUACUGGUUCUGAAGCCAAUGGGGAAGACUUGAAUUCUGAAUCUAGCAUGUGUGUCGAUAGAUUUGUCAUAAAUGGUAUUGGCGGUCCGCUGAAUAAACCGAGUGGAGUGGAUUUUGGCCUCUCAGAGCAAAAGAACGAGAAAGCUUCAGGUAGUAGGUUAAAAGGCUACUGUGUGGUUCCACAGGCUUCGUUGAAACGCAUUACCGGCAAAGCUUUGCCGGUUUUCAGGUUCCUUAAAACCAUAUUGCUUGAUAUGGAUGUGGCACUACCUGAAGAAGCUUUAAGACCAUCGAAAUCACAUCCAGACCGUAGACGAGCUUGGCGUGCAUUUGUUAAAUCCGCACAAAGCAUUUUCGAGCUGGUUCAGGCAGCAAUUGUGGUAGAAGACAUGAUUAAGACAGAGUACUUAAAAAAUGAAUGGUGGUACUGGUCUUCUCUUUCAGCGGCUGCUAAAAUCUCGACUCUAUCUGCGUUAUCCGUCCGUCUCUUCUCCCUGGAUGCAGCUAUUAUGUACGACAAAAGCGUAACUCAAUCAGAUCCGAUGGAUGAGACAAAUCCCUUACCGGAGCAAAAGUCACAAGCUGCACAAGAAAGGAGCAGCAGAGCAAACAGAUCUGGUAAGAAGAGGAAAGAACCAGAGGGAUCAUAACAGUUUACUUCACAAGUAGAAAAGCUUCAGCGCGCAAGAACAUGAAAAGAAGUGUGGGCAUCUGGAAGCGGACCUGUAACUACCCACCUGGAUGUUGAGAAAUGGUUUGGUGGUACGUCAAAGAAAAGUCCGGUUUAGAUAUUUCUUGGAAUGGAACAGCAGCUGAAGGUGGUUUAACAGGUAGGAGAGAAUUGUGUACGCAUAUGUAGAAGACUAACUAAUGUGGAUGGAAUAUAAAUUUAGUAUUAAAGCCGCUCCUUAGAGAUUAACUGAUGGUAGAACGCAAAUUUCGAUUCUUUAUAAAAUCUAUCUCUCUCAGACAUUAUAAAAUUGUGAGAGGGCUUCAA